GGGGCGGUCCGGUUGGUUUUCGGCCAUCCGCGGCUCGGCGGCGAAGGCGACAUGGAGAGCGGGGCCUACGGCGCGGCCAACGCGGGCGGCUCCUUCGACCUGAGGCGCUUCGUGUCGCAGCCUCAGGUGGUGACGCGCAUCGUGAGCAUGGUUCUGGCCUUGAUCGUGUUCUCCUGCAUCUUCGGUGAGGGCUACAGCAACACUCACGAUUCUCAGCAGUUAUACUGUGUGUUCAACAAGAACGAGGAUGCCUGCCGCUAUGGCAGUGCCAUUGGGGUGCUGGCCUUCCUGGCAUCAGCCUUCUUCCUCGUGGUCGACGCCCUUUUCUCCCAGAUAAGCAAUGCUACUGAUCGCAAGUACCUGGUCAUCGGUGACCUGCUCUUCUCAGCUCUCUGGACUUUCCUGUGGUUCGUUGGUUUCUGCUUCCUAACCAACCAGUGGGCAGCCACCAGUUCUGAAGACGUGCGGGUGCAAGCAGACUCGGCACGGGCAGCCAUCACCUUCAGCUUCUUCUCCAUCUUCUCCUGGGGUGUGCUGGCCUCUCUGGCCUACCAACGCUACAAGGUGGGAGUGGAUGCCUUCAUCCAGAACUAUGUGGACCCUACCCCAGACCCCAACACAGCCUACUCCUCCUACCCCAGUGCCUCCGUGGAAAACUACCAGCAGCCACCCUUCACCCAGAACGUGGAGACCACUGAGGGCUACCAGCCUCCCCCUGUGUACUGAGCAGCCAUGGGGGCCGCCCCCUCCCCUGGACUUUUCUCGAGGUUUGUUGCCGGAACUGCAGUCCCUUGCCGGUUCCAGUUGACAGCCAAAGAGCCCGCGCUUUUCUGUAUUCUAGCUGCAGCCAGAGCACACCUGAAGUGCCUGUGCCCGAAGGGGCGCCACCACCAACCCCCAGGACUGGGGAUGGCGCCCAGGGCCUUGAAUUUGCUUACCCAGUGCCACUGUCAAGCUGUGUGCCCAGCUCUUGUUACUUUUGAUAACCCUGAACCCCAACCUCAGCCAGGAGCAGGUGCCCGCUACAUGCUGUUUUUGGCAUAUGCCAGUUUCCCCUCAGCUGGAAGUCUGAGCUCAGCUUGUGGCCACAGGAGCCCCAACUAUCUUUUUUUUUCCUCCAAAGACAAGGUUGGGGGUCCAUGCAUCGAUCUCCUUGGAGUGCUGGCCCUAGGCUCUCCACUUCCUCACUCAGGUUCACUACCCAGCUUCCUCUCUGCUGUCUUCUGGGGUCACCACUGGGCCAGCUGUCCCUAGGCUGCUUGCCUGACAGCAGUGGAGCAGGCUGGGGACUGGAUAUCACUUCCUUCUUGCUCCCGCCCCUGGCAGGAGGGAGGAGCUUUAUGUAAAUAUCCCCCAGCAGUUAUUAGAUCCUAGGAGGAGGGCAGGAACCCCUGCACUGAAUGUAUUGAGACUUGGUGGGGAUGGCCCUGCCCUCAGGUUCUGUAGACUAGUCCGGAUGUGAAAUAAAUGUUUUUUUCUCAG
This is a messenger RNA of Microtus oregoni (creeping vole), 1482 nucleotides long. RefSeq names its product synaptogyrin 2 (gene Syngr2). The coding region runs from base 52 to 726 and encodes 224 amino acids. Lineage: Eukaryota; Metazoa; Chordata; Mammalia; Rodentia; Cricetidae. The transcript is spliced from 4 exons. The record is from RefSeq and is a predicted model, not a curated record. Gene Ontology annotation, cellular component: synaptic vesicle membrane; neuromuscular junction.